UCAUGAAAUGACUAUGUUGAUCGAUUCUUGCAGACCCUGAAAGACAAGGAUGUUUGGACUGGUUGGGACGUUACAGAAUUAUUCAAGGAAUCUGUAGAGGGCUUCUUUAUCUUCACGAAGAUUCUCGGCUCCGGAUCAUCCAUCGAGAUCUUAAAGCCAGCAACGUUUUGUUGGAUGAGGAUAUGAAGGCCAAGAUAUCAGAUUUUGGCAUGGCAAGGAUUUUUGGUGUGGAUCAAACUCAAACAAACACAAGAAGAAUUGUUGGGACAUAUGGUUAUAUGGCACCAGAAUAUGCAAUGUAUGGACAACUUUCAAUGAAAUCUGAUGUAUUUAGCCUUGGGGUCUUACUACUAGAGAUUAUAAGUGGCAAAAGGAAUAGUUCCUUUUAUGAUUCAGAGGGUGCUGAAGACCUCAUAACCUACUGUAGGAAUCACUGGAGAGAUGGAACUCCAUUGGAAAUAAUGGAUCCCAAUUUAAGAACAAACUAUUCAAGAAAAGUGACUAGAUGUAUCCAUGUAGGCUUAUUGUGUGUUCAAGCAGAUCCCACUAAAAGGCCUACGAUGAGAACCGUCAUUCUCAUGCUCGAUGGCUACUCGGUUUCGUUGCCUCGACCUCAGGAACCGGCAUCCUUCCUUCGCAGAAGAAACGAGUCGAGUCCUCAAGGAACAAUGGGGCUUGGAGAACUGUCUAACAAUGAAGUGUCGAUAACUGAACUAGAGCCUCGGCGAACUCAUUUGUUCUUCCUUUCUUCCUUGCAACCAAAGAUUACGUUUGCGUUUAACAUUUACUUAUAG
Molecule: messenger RNA, 794 nt
Organism: Hibiscus syriacus
Lineage: Eukaryota; Viridiplantae; Streptophyta; Magnoliopsida; Malvales; Malvaceae
Product: cysteine-rich receptor-like protein kinase 10
Exons: 3
Coding region: 183-794 (203 amino acids)
Biological process (GO): protein phosphorylation
Molecular function (GO): ATP binding; protein kinase activity
Source: RefSeq, a predicted model, not a curated record